AUGACCGCAGCUCUGUGUUCAAACUACUGCUCGCAAUUCGCGUACUUUGGCCUCGAAAACUCGUCCGAAUGCUGGUGCGGGCCAUUCCUCAAGAAUAGCACACAAACACCUCUUUCCGAAUGCAGCUUCCUCUGCUCUGGAGAUCAUACGGCAUCCUGUGGAGCAUUCGGCCACAUCUCAGUCUACCACUCCUCCGACCCGUCCAAGGUCUCCAAUGAUCCCGCAGUGCCCGCCUCGCCCAUCGACAACUACACGUACGCUAAUUGCCAGGUCGACAGCACGAUGCCGCGUCUUCUCUCGAAUGGUGGAGCGGCCGCCAACAUGUCAGUAGAGGGCUGCUUGUUGUUGGCUGAGGCGAUGCAGUAUACGUAUGCAGGUCUCGAAUAUAGCAAUGAAUGCUGGUUGGGCAACGCACUUGCGAACAACGGCGAACCCGAGGGCGCUCGAGAGCGACUGCAAUCUCAGCUGUGUUGGAGCUAG
This is a messenger RNA of Paraphaeosphaeria sporulosa, 480 nucleotides long. RefSeq lists its product as uncharacterized. The record is from RefSeq and is a predicted model, not a curated record. The transcript has 2 exons. The coding region runs from base 1 to 480 and encodes 159 amino acids. NCBI's taxonomy places the organism in Eukaryota, Fungi, Ascomycota, Dothideomycetes, Pleosporales, Didymosphaeriaceae.